UGGUGGCAAGAUGGUGUGUUCUACCAAAUUCACGUUAGGAGCUUCUAUUCCCAGGAGAACAAAGGAAAUGAACGAUUUGGUGAUUUAAAAGGAAUUGAGAUGAAACUGCCAGAGUUAAAAGAGCUAGGUGUGAGUGUGAUCGUGCUAAAUUCUAUAUUAAAAUCAGAUUCAAGUUCCUCAAAAAAAGAUUAUGGUUACGAGAUCGUUGAUUACGAACAAAUUGAUGAUAGCAUUGGUACGAUGGAUGAUUUCGAAUCAUUAGUGAACGCUACGCACAGGAACGGGAUGAAAUUGAUAAUUGAGUUUGUACCGAAUCACGUUGGAGACAAACAUCCUUGGUUUGAGGAGUUCAAAAAGUAUUUUGAAAACCCGCCAACCAAUCCUACCUCCAGCUGGAAUCAUUUUACGACAGUGUAUGAGGAAGAAGGCGGUUCUUGGAAACAAUUAGAUAGCACAAACGCUCGGAGCAAUAACACAUACUACCUACAUCAGUUCUUGAAAACUCAACCGGAGCUGAACCUCAGAAGCAGGUUCAUACAGGGUGAAAUGGAGAAAUAUUUAAAGUUCUGGACGGAUAAAGAUGUCGACGGAUUCAAAAUCGCUAAUUCGGAUUUCCUUUUCGAAAACUCCGACCAGAUUGAUAAUUCACCUGGAGUUAGUAACAACAACAGCAACAACAACAACAAUAAUAAUAAUAAUAAUAAUAUGUAA
Messenger RNA from Helobdella robusta, 711 nucleotides. RefSeq lists its product as hypothetical. The annotation marks the transcript as partial. The transcript is spliced from 6 exons. The record is from RefSeq and is a predicted model, not a curated record. Lineage: Eukaryota; Metazoa; Annelida; Clitellata; Rhynchobdellida; Glossiphoniidae. Gene Ontology annotation, biological process: carbohydrate metabolic process.